AUGGGACUCACAGAUAUCCUUUGUCGAGAACUACAACAUAAGUCUCAAGACAUCGUGAAUGCUAUGAACCUAGUUGGUACAACAAAAGAUGUCCUUGGAAAAUUGAGAUUAAAUGGUUGGGAAACUUUUAUUGGGAAAGUUGAUUUGUUUUGCAAGAAACAUGACAUUGACAUGCCUGAUAUGAAUGCUCAAUAUAAAGUGGGAACAGGUCGUUCUUGUCAACAAAAGGACAAUAUUACAGUUGAGCAUCAUUACCACUUUGACAUAUUCAAUGAUGCAAUAGAUUUUCAAUUGGCAGAGUUGAACAGUAGGUUCAGUGAAGGGGCAAUGGAACUUCUUAUUCUUAGUUCAGCUUUGGACCCUAGUGAUUCUUUUAAAUCAUUUAAUAUUGAUAAAAUUUGCAGCCUUGCAGAGAGAUUUUAUCCUCAGGAUUUCACUCCAAAAGAGUUACAUAUUUUGGGAUGCCAGCUGAAACUUUAUGAGGCGGACGUACCUCAUCAUCCUGUACUUCAAAACGUGUCUACACUCUCUGAAUUAUGUCGGGGAUUAGUUGCAACAAAAAGGUCAAAAAGAUAUCAUUUGAUUGAUAGGUUGAUCCGUCUUGUGCUAACUCUCCCUGUUUCUACGGCAACUACUGAACGAGCUUUUUCAGCUAUGAAACUUGUUAAAACAGCUCUUCGCAACAAGAUGGAGAAUGAUUUUCUAGCAGAUUCUAUGGUUGUCUACAUUGAAAAAGAACUUGCUGACAAUAUCAAUUCAGAUGUAAUAACAAAAGAUUUCAAUUCUCUCAAGGAUCGCAGGGCACAACUUCAAUAA
Molecule: messenger RNA, 816 nt
Organism: Prunus mume (Japanese apricot)
Lineage: Eukaryota; Viridiplantae; Streptophyta; Magnoliopsida; Rosales; Rosaceae
Molecular function (GO): protein dimerization activity
Source: RefSeq, a predicted model, not a curated record